AUGAUGCGAGUCAUACUGCCACUCCAGCCUCUCUCCCAGGCUGAAACGCCAGUUCAUCAUGAACUUUCGCUUACUCGCAAACUAGUGUUACUGUUUAUGUUCUGUCCCGCCCAAUUCUUAGAUGCCUUCAGUAACUCAGCUCUCUUCUCCGCAAUCCCUGUGCUCGAAGUAUCCAUGGGUAUGACUGAAAGUCAAUCCACUUGGAUUAUGAGCGCAUUCCAGUUGACCUUUGCAUCUUUUCUGCUCGUCAGCGGCCGCAUUAGCGACGUGUACAACCCAAAAACUGGGUUCGUUGGGGGUGUAUUUGGUCUUGGUGUUAUCUCACUGUGCGCUGGAUUUGUUGAUGAUACCAUUCCGCUCAUUAUUCUCAGAGCGUUGACUGGAAUAGCCCUCGGUCUCAUGAUUGGUGCCACGUUCGUCCAAUGGGCAUCUUACCACUGGGCGUUCUGGUUUGUAUGCGCCCUCAUCAUACCGCCAGAAAUUGCAAAAGCCAAAGACAAUCUUGAACCGGCAGCAACGAAAUGGAAAACUUCCAUGUACGUCAUCAGGGAUACUUCCACCUACCACCGAUCAUCGGCUGAUCUGGUACCAGACCACCGGUUUUAUCCCAAUUUCUCCAUUAUUUUUGCCGUGGCGCUCUUGCCAUUCUUUUGGUGGUUCACAGUGUUCGUGAUUUUUACCGUCCUGUGGCAAAACGUAUUUGAGUGGUCCGCAAUAUCAUCGGCUGUGCACAUGCUCCCGAUCGGUGUCGCAUCUUUCAUUAUGAGUUUCACCGGAUCGCUCUCUCGGAUCUUCAGUCCGAAAUGUAUUAUUCUGACAGGCGUGUCUUUUUGCAUGAUCGCGACCGUAUUGCUGGCGCUGGGCGGGGGGAAACCUAUUGGCCAUAUGGAGCGCAGAGUCAUGCUGACAUAUGCGUACGCAAACGUUGCUAUAUUUCAAGUCGCACCUUCGUCUAUGGCAGGCACAGUUGGUGCCAUCUUUAACGGCGCUCUUCAAUUUGGAUCAGCAAUUGGUCUCGCUGUUGCCAGUUCAAUAGAGACAUCCGUGGAGGCCAUCCAUGGGGGCUCACAUGAGUAUAAAGGACGAGCCGCAGUAUUUUGGUUCCUCUUGACAGUUGCCUCUAUUCUUACGGACCACGCACCCCAACCAGAACACGGCGACCCCAGACAUCCUGCUCGACGGAGCACGGACUGUGACGAAAAGCUCGAUGACGCGAACGUGACCAUGAUCGAAAAAGCCGACCUAGCGAAUCUACAGGGGCCCGCUACCUAUCUGACCAUGCAUAGGAUUUCAAAUUUGACGCCGAACUUGACCGGGUUGGAUACCGUUUGGAUGAAAACGGGUGACCGUGAUUGGUUAAUGCUCUGGAUUCAUACAGGAUGUCUAAUACAAAACACGAACCCGCAGACAUUCUCUGCUGAAUCCGUCCGCUUCCUCGAUAACUUCAGCGCAGGUACCCGAGGUGCAACAUCUGCCGAAUAUUUCCUCAAAGCUGGUUAUGCCGUCAUAUUCAUGCAUCGCUAG
Messenger RNA from Suillus fuscotomentosus, 1524 nucleotides. RefSeq names its product major facilitator superfamily domain-containing protein. NCBI's taxonomy places the organism in Eukaryota, Fungi, Basidiomycota, Agaricomycetes, Boletales, Suillaceae. Bases 1 to 1524 code for a protein of 507 amino acids. Gene Ontology annotation, cellular component: membrane. The record is from RefSeq and is a predicted model, not a curated record. The transcript has 15 exons. Gene Ontology annotation, molecular function: transmembrane transporter activity. Gene Ontology annotation, biological process: transmembrane transport.